GUGAAUGUAGUGCUAAGUUCAGCCACCUUCAGUCCUUCAGUCUCGUUCGUUCCCGCUAAAGACUUGCUCCAAACCAAAACCAAUCACACAAACACGAUACAAAUACAAAGAAAGCAACCUCUCUCUCUGACUCUCUAUCUCUCUCUCUCUAAUUUGAUUAGAAUCUGCAACUUCGCAACAGCAACAGCGCCGGCCAUGGAUGAAGAGUAUGAUGUUAUCGUUCUUGGGACUGGGCUCAAGGAAUGCAUUCUCAGUGGUCUUCUCUCUGUUGAUGGCCUCAAAGUAUUGCAUAUGGAUCGAAAUGACUAUUAUGGAGGCGAAUCAAGUUCUCUGAAUCUUACACAGCUUUGGAAGCGCUUCAGAGGAGAUGACAAGCCUCCAGAAAACCUUGGCACAAGUAGGGAGUAUAAUGUUGAUAUGAUACCCAAGUUCAUGAUGGCGAAUGGUGCCUUGGUCCGCGUUCUUAUCCACACUGAUGUCACCAAGUAUCUUAAUUUCAAGGCCGUAGAUGGUAGUUUUGUGUACAACAAAGGAAAGGUUUACAAAGUUCCAGCAACUGAUGUCGAAGCACUGAAAUCACCACUUAUGGGAUUGUUUGAGAAGCGCCGUGCACGAAAGUUCUUCAUUUAUGUCCAAGAUUAUGAAGAUAAUGAUCCAAAGUCUCACGAAGGACUGGACUUGAACAAAGUUACAGCAAGAGAGCUUAUCUCUAAAUAUGGGCUGGAAGAUAAUACAAUUGACUUUAUUGGUCAUGCCCUAGCACUUCAUAUCGACGACGAUUACUUGGAUCAGCCAGCUAUGGAUUUUGUUAAGAGAAUGAAGCUCUAUGCAGAGUCUUUAGCACGCUUCCAAGGAGGAUCGCCAUAUAUCUAUCCACUCUAUGGACUUGGGGAGCUGCCACAGGCUUUUGCACGUUUAAGUGCAGUAUAUGGCGGGACAUAUAUGCUCAACAAACCAGAAUGUAAGGUCCAAUUUGAUGAAAAUGGCAAAGCAAUUGGCGUGACCUCGGAAGGAGAAACUGCUAAAUGCAAGAAAAUUGUUUGUGAUCCAUCAUAUUUGCCUGACAAGGUUCGGAAGGUUGGAACAGUUGCUCGUGCUAUAUGUAUGAUGAGCCAUCCUAUUCCAGAGACCAAUGAUUCUCACUCAGUUCAGGUUAUUCUACCGCAGAAGCAACUUGGUCGUAAAUCCGAUAUGUACCUCUUCUGUUGCUCUUAUGCUCACAAUGUCGCUGCAAAAGGAAAAUACAUUGCUUUUGUUUCCACUGAAGCAGAGACUGACAAACCUGAGAUAGAAUUGAAGCCUGGAAUUGAUCUACUUGGACCGGUAGAUGAGAUAUUUUUCGACACUUAUGAUAGAUAUGUGCCCACGAACAACCAUGAAGCUGACAAUUGUUUCAUAUCUACUAGUUAUGAUGCAACUACUCACUUUGAGACCACCGUAGCAGAUGUGAUAGCAAUGUAUAGCAAAAUCACAGGGAAGAGUCUUGAUCUUUCUGUCGAUCUGAGUGCUGCAAGUGCUGCAACUGAAGAAUGAAGCUCAUUUACCUCUCAAAGUGUUACCAGAAGGGAAGCAUGAUCUUCUUAGAUUUUUCUCUUCUGAUUUUUCUUUAUGCCAACUUUGCAUUUCUUGUUGGAUUUCCUUUUUGGAUCUUAUCUUGAAGUUGAAGUUUUCUCUGCAUUAUAGUAUGUGCACUGGUUUUAUUAAUGGAAUGCAAAUAAAUACUUGAGUAAACUUCU
Molecule: messenger RNA, 1736 nt
Organism: Tripterygium wilfordii
Lineage: Eukaryota; Viridiplantae; Streptophyta; Magnoliopsida; Celastrales; Celastraceae
Product: guanosine nucleotide diphosphate dissociation inhibitor At5g09550
Exons: 13
Coding region: 196-1533 (445 amino acids)
Biological process (GO): protein transport; small GTPase-mediated signal transduction; vesicle-mediated transport
Cellular component (GO): cytoplasm
Molecular function (GO): Rab GDP-dissociation inhibitor activity
Source: RefSeq, a predicted model, not a curated record